Messenger RNA from Zychaea mexicana, 930 nucleotides. RefSeq lists its product as uncharacterized. NCBI's taxonomy places the organism in Eukaryota, Fungi, Mucoromycota, Mucoromycetes, Mucorales, Lichtheimiaceae. Gene Ontology annotation, molecular function: serine-type endopeptidase activity. The record is from RefSeq and is a predicted model, not a curated record. The coding region runs from base 1 to 930 and encodes 309 amino acids. The transcript has 3 exons. Gene Ontology annotation, cellular component: membrane.
AUGACAACAGAGAAAAAAUUCAUCACAGCAACGAAUCCAGGCAAUAGCAACAGCAGUAGCAGUAGCGACAGUGUUGUUCGACAAAACGUUGGUAAAAUCCCAACAUAUCACUAUGUGCGUCCCUUGGUUCAUGGCAUAGUUGGUUCAGCCGCCAUUUUUACCGUCGCCGGAUUAGUCCAAAUCAUGCAACAUGAUCCUAAAACAUCUUCUCGAUGGUCGUUCCCCCCAGGUAACAUCACCAUUGAUACGAAUAUAAAACCAGCUGAGGGCAGUGCAGACAGGCCCAAAGUAGGAGAGAGCAACAUCAUUGAAGAGGAAUUGUUGUAUAUUCUCGGACUCAACGCAAUCAUCCUCGGGUUUUGGAAAUUACGAGGCAAUAGUACGCGACGUUUCAUGGAAACUUGGUUCCAGAAUCAAGUUCUUCCUCGUCCUCGACCAUUGACUCUACUCACUGCUAGCUUCUCGCAUCAGUAUUUCUUAGUGCAUUUUUUUCCAAAUAUGGCACUUGCGCUUGCGACUUAUGGCUCGGUUAAACGAAUAUCAAGUGGGCAUGAAAUGGCAGCUGUGUAUCUUUCUGCUGGCGUUAUGGGAUUUGCCGCUAGCCAUGUCACACGACUUGUAUACUAUCGAUAUUUUAUGCAAAAGCUGACGCCAAGUCUGGGAGCGAGCGGUUCAGUGGUCGGAAUAAUGGCUGUGGCAUACUCCAACUUUGACGGAGAAACUCACAGGAAGUUGACACGCGUGGAUAGAGAGGCGCUAUUGGCGACAUUGAUAAUUGAUGUGAUCGGUCUAUUUAUGCGGUGGAGUGUAGCGGAUCAUGCCGCACAUCUGGGUGGUGCAGCAGUCGGGUUCUAUUAUGCGAACUAUGGACGUCAAUACGUUUGGAAUCCUUUAAUUACUACGCUACAAAAAGCACGGGACUCGUUGUAG